Molecule: messenger RNA, 3888 nt
Organism: Giardia duodenalis
Lineage: Eukaryota; Fornicata; Diplomonadida; Hexamitidae
Exons: 1
Coding region: 1-3888 (1295 amino acids)
Source: RefSeq, a predicted model, not a curated record
AUGCAAUUGGUCGGAGAAUUGCAAACAUCCGUGACGUUGGAUGCACCACUACAGGAGAAGGAGCACAUGUCUGUGCCUCCUCGGCCUGUUUCGGUCUCAGACGGCGGGUUCACCCUUAAUCCUCAGCUGCUUCAAAUGUUUCCACAGCUUCAUCAUUCUCAACUUUUGAACAUAGCUCGACACAAAGAGGUCUAUCUGGAGCUUGCAGGUGCUCCACUGCACUAUGGCACUGAUGUGCGCACGGGCCGAGAUAUCUUGAUAUACGACAUAUCCCUCACGUGCGGAGGUGUCGAUAUUACUGCUGCUGAGUUCCUAACUCUUUUAGACCAGCUUUGCUGUUAUAUUUCUCUUACUACCCCACCGCAGCAACUAGACGCUUCACGGCCCUACGGCCCGCAAAUUAGAGGCAUUGCUGCUGCUACUGAUUUAUCUGCUUGUGCACUUGAUGCACACGACAGUUCUUCACCUCCAGCUGGCGCAGCCAAGGAUACUGCGGAGCCGGGCACUACACCCAAGCCUGAUCACCACCCCGCAAGUACAUCACCAGUAGCAGCUUCCGGCAUGAGUCUACUAACACGACUAGCCAGCGAUGCUAUAGAUUUUGCCCACACCUCCUCAAAUCAUAUGGGGACAGCAAAGGAUGUUACUAGCGACCAUGACACGGUGGACGAGUUUUCGUAUGUUAGAGAUAGGAAAGUCCUUACGUACAUCAAGCAAGGAAUUGAUGCAGGAUUGCAGAAAAGUAUACAGAUAAAGUUUUUCCCCAGAGUUUUUUCGAGAUAUUUCCUCAAGGUACUGCAGGCUUACAUCAAUUCCCGAGACAAGAAACUAAUCGUGGUCACUGAAAGUUUUCAGGGCCUAUUCCUAUCAUCAUUAUUCAUUAAAAUCAAGGCUAAUAGCCAGGGCACACGCAGGUUGCAUGACAGCCUUGUUCAAAAGUACUGUUGCAACCUUAUAGAUUCGUUGCUCUAUGUCUCGCAACAUAAAAUUAGUUUAAAAGGAUUGGACCCUCGCUGUAUUGUUGUCGACACGCAGCAAUGCAUGCUUCGCCUUUUCCCCUCUGCAUUUCUUGUGUCAGUGACACGCGCAGACGAAAUGAUAUACAGACACCCGACUGAGCUUUAUAUGUCCUUCUUCACAGGGCUGGGGCUAUCUCCUCGUGAUUUCUUUUGGUAUAAAUCAUAUAUUGGUCAAGCCUUAGCGUACUGGUUGAGCAAGUACAAUGAAUUUUUGAAUCUCGAAAAGAACACUCGUCUCUCUAACCCUUCUGUUGACCAUAGACAGCGAGACUGCCGGGAUUCUCAGAGCAUUUCUCACGAAAAUAUCAACGGCCUGUUCUAUCAUAUUUAUAGUGAAAACCUUGAUGACGCAGAAGACUAUCCUUCUUAUUUGUCACUCAGUACAGGAUUCAAAGCCACAGGAGAUGCACCUGUUGACACUCAAGGGCCCGGGGUUCUACAAGGGGUAGGUGGGUCCGUGAUGCCUGCUUCUUCGCCAUCCUCUGGAAGGCUGGUUUGGACGGGCUCGAACGAAGUGAUACCGUAUCCAGAUACAGCAAGGGGAUCCGCUACUCUCGACCAAGGCACCCUAGCUUCUAUUGCGUCUGGCCAGGGAGAUCAUGUUCACCGUGGCGCUAGCAUACCAAACUUUCUUGCAGCGGACAAGCCUGCAAUUUGUCCAGCUUUCAUCACUUCAUUGGACACCAACACCCGAACAAAGCAAUUGGGUUCAGGCUCGGCGCACACGUGUACCACCAGCUUUAACUGUCCGUGCAUUCUCUACCUUUUCCUGAAGCGACUCCUGGUCUUGUCUACUAUUUAUAUGCCUCUCUUUUUGAAACAUCUCACCGCAACCAUCAAAGACCAGUUCGAGGCAGACUUCUCCUGUCAAUCUCGACACGGUAUUGGCUCCCCUCGUGAUGCACGGUUGUUUAAGCUGCUGACAGAUUUCGUAGGGUUUCCUAUUGAUAAUCCACUGUUUCAGGAGAACGAAAAGGCGGAGUAUGCAUACAUCAUCUCCCCGCAUUGUAGCAAGUGCUGCAAGGUUCUUCGUGGAAUGAUAGCUCGGUUCAGGCCUGCGACUGAGUUAGCGAUAGCUUCUUUGGACUGUGGAAGUCAGGGCUAUGCGUCUUACUCAAAGAUUCCGUCUAGUCAGCAGUAUCGAAUAGAGAGGUCAGCAAGUGGCAACCUUUCAAGUGCCCCGGUAUCCCAUCAUUGUUUUAGUUUUCCAUUGGAAGACACGGGCGGAGAUGCUGCAGGAUCUCAAUGUGUUAAGACCAAGCCGUCCGAAAAAUAUCUAAAUAAGCACAGGCUAUCAAAGAUGGCAGAUAAGUUGGAGCUCACUACGGCAAUGGGAUCUGAACUUGAUGGCCGAGUUGGAUCUAGCGCUGUAACAAAUGCCAAGAGCCCGCAGGAUUGCGACUAUGACCAAGAAUUAGUACAAUUUUCUCACGCUCACCUAUCUGCCUUUACUAGGGGCUCUCCGGAAGCAAAACUUAUUUCAUCGGCAGGAAAAUCAAAAGAAAAGCCUACGCCCAAAGACUUGGGAGAGGCUCGUGACCAGAUACUACCCCCUAGUGAUCAUCAGCAUGGCUAUGAUACAGGAAGGGCAGUGUUGGAUCUGUGCGUAAGCUCUCCCAAUGUGAGUCAAGAGCUCUCCGAGAGUCUUGAAGCGGAUGUAGUACAAGGCCAUGGAGACGAUAUAGAUGACUUCGGGUUACUUGAUUUUGGAAUGCUCAAGCCUGUUGCUAUUCGAAAUGUCUAUAGCUUAGGUCUUGUGAUGCUCUGUAUUGCAACAGGAGCGGAUCCGUGGACUCAAGAGGAGUAUCUCAUAGAUGGAUUGCUUAAUGAGAAGCUUCCUACAUCGUUGAUAGACGUUCAGAAUAAAGAUCUUUGUGAACUAAUCACAAAGUGCAUCGACGGGUCAAAUUGCUUUGGAUCGAUUGAGGCCGUUUUAGAACACAAAUAUUUCAGGGAACAUCUGGAUGUUCUCCAACACCAGCAGCAGAAGGAUAACGCUUCGCAUCAGGAUCAUUUGGAGCAUGCCACUUUACCUGAGAAGGAGAUCUUCUCUGCGAAGACAAGAAGUAAUCCUUUCAAAAUGGGCUAUGGCCACGUAAGAGAGGAUGAGCUGCAACCCAUCAGUUCUUCCGUUGCUACAUUGAUAGCAGAUCCUAUUCACGCCAGUUCUGAACGCAGUAGUACGGGAAGGUUCUCAGUAACAGACUCUGCGCUACACACAGAAGGGAGUGCCACAGACUGUCUCUCAGAGCAAGAUGGAAGCGAGCCAAAGCAUGCUUCCACUAAACAAACCUCGGUCGAUGGACAACUCGCGCGAGGAAGUGCUGGUGUCUCACUGGAUCUCGUGAAGGGUCUAGAUGUGUGUGUGUCAAAGGAUGGAACUACGACACCUCUGGGACCCCCUCCUUACUACCAAGUUACGUCCUCUUUGACCACGAAUACGGUACCUUCGUAUACUCAAAUAGUUACGCCUAAUAGCAGGCAAAGCUCGACUCCGACCAACACAAAUGAGCACACAUGCACAGAUGAUUCCAUGCCACUUUCGCAGCAAGCAUCCGAGUCCAAGCUCCCCUGUGCUUCUCUAGAGCCCACCGCCGUGUCUGCCGCGUCCGUCUAUCCUAAAUAUAAGAGAGUCGAGCUCCUAACACUGAGAAGAGACACAGCUACCCUGGCUGUAAUUUACUUAGUUAACGGGAACGUCGAAAAGAAAAUCACGCACAGCAUUACCAGCGAUGAGGAGCCAGGCAAUAUCUACACUGAAAUGAUAAAGAAAAUGGAGUCUGAGCAAUUAGUACUCAAGCAAACAGAAGCUCUCAAAGACGAUAUUGAAGAUCUCCUAAGAAAAAAGUUCUAUCAUUCGACAGAUUGA